Messenger RNA from Didymodactylos carnosus, 1353 nucleotides. The record is from the annotation of a GenBank genome assembly. NCBI's taxonomy places the organism in Eukaryota, Metazoa, Rotifera, Eurotatoria, Philodinida, Philodinidae.
AGUCCUAUCACUAACACCACGUCUGUAGAUCAAUUCUUAAACACCUUCGAGACCAGUGACCGUAGUAUUAACAGAUCAGAAUGUAUCAGUAGUAAAAAUCUUAGACACGGCUUAAAAUUAACUUACUAAGAUCUUAUCCUUUAAGAUUUUGAUAAGAUAAUCUAAGAUUUUAUCGUUUAAGAUCAUAAUAAGAUUUGAUGAUUCCACCUUCAUUCACCACCCCUUUGUUUUGCUCUCAUUCAUCUAUAAAAGUGAUCGAAAAUAUGAGUGAUUUUACGGUUAUUUUUCUUCGAGACUCUGCUAGUACUUGCUCUCUCGAAAGUAUUCAACAACUUUUUAGAGAAUGCACAUGCAGAUCAAGAUUCAUAGUCGGAUACCCGAAAUUGUGCAAUUUCUUUUCAUUCUUCAACACUGUUCAACUGCAGCUCUGGAUAAUGUGGAUUAAAAAUUAAAGAAUUCUCAGCGAAUCCCGAAUGAAUAUUAUUAAGAAACCACCAUCGUUACUAUUAAAAUCCUAACAGAUUCUUACCCAACCUUGAAAAAGUCUUAGAUAGUAUAAUCUUAGUAAGAUCUUAGACGAAUAUAAGCAAAAUCUUACUAAGAUCUUGAUAAGAUUCGAGUAAGUUUCUUACUAGGAAUAUAUCGAUACAUUUUUUGCAUUCAUUUAUUGUAUCUAACAUGGUGAACAUCUGUGAAUCUCCUAUUGAAGGAUAUGAAGAUCACUCUUUUUAUAAUUUAGAUAGUGGUGGAUAUGAUGAUCGUCAAUAUAGCAGUGUUCCUUAUCCACCUCAAACUGAAAUUUCUCAAUCACGUUUGUCUUCCUCGACACCAUUAUAUCAAAAUGUUUAUGGUUUAACUCGUAGUUAUACAUUACCGAGUCGAAAUAAACGUGAUGAUCAUAGAACAACAACCGAAUAUCGACAAAAUUCAGCAUCGAGAGCAUACAAACGAGAUAUCGAUAUGGAGGAACAACAACAAGAACAGUAUCCGACAGAUAGAUUAAAUGAGCAUCGACAACGUCGACUAAGUGGUGAUUCAGAUCGUAUGCCACAAGAAAGUUCAAAUCGUGAUAUUUUUCUUCAUAAACGACCAUAUGCUCCAACUACAGUCUCUGAUAUUCAUCUAAAUGAUGUUGUCAAAUUUUCGAGACCUGGUGGAAAAAUUAGUAAGGGUGUUGUGAAAUAUAUCGGAACUUUACCGGGAAAAAAUGAUCAGUAUCUGGGAUUGGAAUUAGAAGAUGAAGAAAGUAAACACGAUGGAGUUUAUCAAGGUCAACGAUUGUUUCAAUGUAAAACAAAUAAAGGUGUAUUCGUCGGUUUCAGUAAAGUUAUUAUGGCUUGGGGUGAUCGAUGA